This is a messenger RNA of Pistacia vera, 5547 nucleotides long. RefSeq lists its product as uncharacterized. Bases 159 to 5306 code for a protein of 1715 amino acids. The record is from RefSeq and is a predicted model, not a curated record. The transcript has 11 exons. Lineage: Eukaryota; Viridiplantae; Streptophyta; Magnoliopsida; Sapindales; Anacardiaceae. Gene Ontology annotation, molecular function: protein binding.
AAAAAUCACUCACUCUCUCUCUGUCUCACAACACAAACUCUGCAAUUCAUCAAACCCUAGCAAUCUCUCUCUCUCUCUCUCUCUCUGUCUCUCUCUCUCUCUCACGCUCGCUCGCUAUCUGCCUAAUCUCGGUCUCCAAUUUCCUGCGAAUUUCGGUGAUGGCUGACGGAAAGCUCGAUCUGCCGGACGAUCUCCUCUCUUCUAAGACGCUCGAUCAAGACCGCUCCGUCAAAGAUGAAGCUUGGGGAGGAACUAGUGAGGAGAAGUCCCUGAUGGGGUUACUUGAUGAGUCAAAAGAUCAAGUAACUCCAGAGAACAGCAUACCGCUGUCUCCACAGUGGCUCUAUGCUAAACCAGUUGAUCCUAAGACAUUGACUACAGGAGGGGAAAUGCGUGCACCAAAUUCAUUGCCUCAGGGAAACACAACUGAUACUAAUUUAAAAGACAGUUGGCGUUUAGAUGGAUCUCAAGACAAGAAAGACUGGAGGAAGACUGUGCCUGAUAUUGAAAGCAGUCGCCGCUGGCGUGAAGAGGAGAGAGAAACAGGCAUACUUGGUAGAAGAGAUCGCAGAAAAGAAGAUCGUCGUGCAGAUGUCACCUCAUCUAGGGAUAUAUCUGAAACUAGAGCUUUGUCUUCUGCAGAUCGUUGGCAUGAUCCUAGUAACCGUACUUCUGGCCAUGAAUCCCGGAGAGACAGCAAGUGGUCUUCAAGGUGGGGUCCCGAAGAUAAAGAGAAGGAUUCUCGAACUGAAAAGAGGACAGAAGCUGAGAAGGAAGAUACUCAGAUUGACAGACAAUCUUUUGUCAGUGGCAAUCGCACCACUUCCGAGCGUGACAAUGACUCCCGUGAUAAGUGGAGGCCACGUCAUCGCAUGGAAGUUCAUGCAGGUGGGUCGGCUGCAUACCGCUCUGCACCAGGAUUUGGGUUGGAGCGGGGACGGGUAGAAAGCUCAAAUGUUCGAUUUGCUCCUGGACGUGGUAGGUCUACUAUCAAUGGAAGCCAACAAAUAGGCAGGCCUCCCUCUGUAUCUGUUAUUGGCUCCGUUCCUGUAAAUAAAUUAUCUGGCUCCUCAGCUGUAUAUUGUUAUCCUAGAGGAAAGCUUCUUGACAUUUAUCGUAAAGAAAAAACACUUCUGAAUUUUGAUUCCGUAGCUGAUGAGAUGGACCAUGUAUCACCAAUAACACAAGUAGCCUCCAUUGAGCCCUUGGCUUUUGUUGCUCCUGAUGCAGAGGAAGAGGCUAUUCUUGGGGAUAUAUGGAAAGGAAGAAUUAGAAGCAGUGAAGUAUUACAGAACUCUAAUAGGGACAAAAGUGUGGCAUCAAGUGUUAAUACUACAGGAUUUGGUGACACAACUAUCGGCGAGGGUAAACAGAGUUCUUCAGUUAAUACUGAAGGAACUGUUGAAUCUUUGGAAAAAACUGGUGUAAAUAAUUCUGGUCAAGGUAAUGGUGCCGAGGCAUUAAGCUCAUCUGGUUCCCAUGUUGCCAAGGAAAGGGGUGGUUUUAAAGAAGGUGAAGGUAUUAGGUCAGGUGCAACUGAUGUCAUGCAUGAUAGCUUGAUACCUUCAGUUUUGAAGGGAAACGAUACAUGUGGUGCUGGAGAGACUACCGACUCCAGUAACAGUGUUAAUGAAGUGAAAUUUGUUGAAAACCAACGAGCAGAUGAUUUGAUUCUCACAAAGCACCCUAAAUUGGAAGAUAUUAAAUCAGCUGCUUCUUUUGAAGUCGGUAACCAGCUUCCCGAUGAUUCAAAUUCUCUAUUUGAUUUUGCAUCUCUGCAACAAACUGCAAACAGGGAUCAGCUUCAUCAAAAAAGCAAUAACAGUGCACAUCCAUCAGAUGUUGGUGUAUCACUAGAGGAUUUAAAUUUGUUCUAUCUUGAUCCUCAAGGAGUAAUUCAGGGACCAUACAUGGGGAUUGACAUCAUUAUGUGGUUUGAGCAAGGUUAUUUUGGAACUGAUUUACCUGUUCGAUUGUCAAAUGCCCCUGCUGGAUCAGCUUUUCAAGAACUUGGUGUACUCAUGCCGCAUCUGAAAGUUAAAUCUGGGUCCUCCAUAUGCAAUAAUCUGGUUACAACAUCACAGCUGUCUGAUACUGUUGUAGGCAGCUUGGAAGAGAGUGUAGGCUCUCCUGCUAGUGGACCUGAUUAUAAGGGGUCUGCUUUUGUAAAUAAUCAGCUGUGGGUUUCAACUGGUUUUGAGGCUACUUCAGGUAUUGAUUUUAGAUCAGGAGUGCCUAAUCAUGAACAUCAGUCUGAGCCCCAUCUUCCUGACAAUCAAAGCUUCCAAAAUUCUGUUGCUCAAGAUGAAGAAAUUGUCUUUCCUGGGAGACCUGGAAGCAGCAAUGCUAAUCAUAUGAGGAGAUCUGGUGCUGAUAUUCACAGUUCAUUUUCUAGUCCUGCUAGCCACCAUUCCCUUGUUAGUGAGUUUUCAGAAGCUAAUAUGCCUAGACAUCAGGAGGAUGAUAAGGUGCAUCCUUUUGGUCUGUUGAUGUCUGAGCUGAGAGAUAGCUCUCAUUUGAGGCGUUCUCAAUCAUCAAAUUUGGCUUCAAGCAUAGGUGACCAGGGUCAGUUCUUGGAUUCUUUUGACAGAGAUCCUACAAUUGUCAGCCAAAGCUCUUUGGGUACAUGGGCUGAUCAACCUGCUUUUGGGGAGAUGUGGCCUGAAGAUCAUAGAAGGAAUACAUUUUCAAAAUCCCACCCUCAUCAAGGUUCUAUAGAUGCGCAACAAUUAUUUCGUAGGGAGCAAGAAUUGAAUGGUUUUGAUGUAGCAGAGCACUUAAUGUUACAAAAGUUGCAAAAGGAACAACUUCAACAACAAAAUUAUUCUUCUCCUCAUCCUUUUUCAUAUACAAAUGAGUUGGGGAUGGAGCAAAUUCCUGGUUUUUCUCUUUCUCAGAGCAAGAAUCUGCAUCAACAGCAGUCGGCUCAUCCAGUAGCAGACAUGAAACAACUUUUGGAACUUAAGUUACAACAACAGAGACAUAUCGAGCUUCAACAACAGCAGCAUCUCGAGCUUCAACACCAACGGCAUAUUGAGCUUCAACACCAGCGGCAUCUUGAGCUUCAACACCAACGACAGUUUGAGCUUCAGCACCAGCGGCAGCUUGAGCUUCAACAACAGCGGCAGCUCAUGCUGCAACAACAGCGGCAACUUGAGCUUGAGCAACAGCGGCAGCUUGAGCUUGAGCAGCAGAGACAGCUUGAACUUCAACAACAGCAUCGCUUGCUGCAGCAGCAGCAGAUCCGUUUCAACCAAAUGAAGUUGCUGCAGCAGCAGCAGCAACAACAACAGCAACAGCAGUUACUUCUGGAACAAUUGUUGCAGCAUCAGAUGCCUGAUCCUGGUUAUGGACAGUUGAAGGUGGAACCUGUAAGAGAUAACAUGCUCGAUCAAGUUCAGUUAAGGAUGCAACUUCUACAUGAACUCCAACUGAAUUCUCAAGCAAGGCACCUCGAUCCAUCACUGGAGCAGAUCAUCCAAGCAAAGAUUGGUCAGAGUGCACUCCGGGGACAGCCAGCUGAUUUGUUGGACCUAAGAUCACAAGCGAAGCAUGUGAAUAUGCUUUCUUCAGAACAACAGCUUCAUUUCCAGCAAGAACAAUUGCGAGCACGUCAGUUAUCCAUGGCAUUGAGGCAGCAGUCAGGGCUGGAAGGGGAAGGGCGUAUAACUGGCCCAUGGUCGGUUGAUGAGGCUGGUCAGCUUGCCAGGAGUCCGUCUGGUCAUCACCAAGCUCAUUCAGCAGGUUUUAGUGCUUCAGAUUUUUACCAGCAACAGCAGAGGCUUUCUUCGCAUGAGGAGCAAUUCAACCACCAUAACUGGAAUCAUGCUUUACAGGAACGACAUCAGAGAGGGUCAUUUGAGCCUAGCUCUAUGGCAUUGGAUAGGUCAUUGUCUGUUCCUCCUGCUGUCACUCCUGGAAGGAAUUUAGAUAAUAUAAAUGCACGAGCUCAAGGUCUAGAUUUUCCAGAUCAACAUCUCUAUAUGCACUCAACUGGUCAGCUGAGUUCCUUUUCUUCUGGCAUCCCCUCACACUCCCAACAAAUCUCUGAUGAAUUUUAUGCUACUCAUCCAGAUAUGAAAGAGAGCCACUCUGGGAACAAUAUGCUGCAGGAAAAUAGCUGGAUUGAAAAACAGAUGCAACAAUUGAACCUUAAAGGUGAUAGACAACGACAAGACUCAGAAGUUAAUAUGACUUCUGUGGAUACAAGUUUGUGGACAUCCACUGGCGGUGAUAGGGAGAACUCAGAGCGAGUUUUAAUGGAUCUUAUCCGGCAAAAUUCGGGUCUUCAAUCUGUGCAGUCCUCAGAAAUUGGUUACCAACAUAAAACCCGGGAAGCCUUUUGGCCAGUUUCUGAGACGCAGUCGUCAAAUCUUCCUUUUAAUCUUCUCCCAGGUCAAGAAGUCAUUGUGAGCAGCUCCUUUGUGGAAGGGCCUCAAAAUUCCAAUUCAAGUGCACAAUUCAAGCAUUCAGGGAAUGGUGAAAGAUUAAUCAUAAGAUCUAAUUCUGGAGCACUAUUAGAACAGCCAUUCUUGUCCAGCAGCAUAGAACAUUCGAGCCCCAUUGGUAAAUCAACUUUAGAUAAGGACUUCUUAGAGCUGGAAGGACCUAAGGGGAAGAGGCAUGGGUCCAAAGGCAUGGGCAUGUCAAUUUCAGAGAUCAAAGACAACUCGGUGGAGCAAGCAGAAAACUCUCUGGAUUAUGGAGAGCUACCAAUUAAUGCCCACAGUAGGCAUAGUUCUUUAAGUAGUGUUGGUGGAAAUGGAGGCUUAUACAAUUAUGAAAUAGGGCUAGACAAGUCACUUGGAGAAUUUUCAAAUGAAAGGCUUCCCUCUAUAUUACCCAAAGGGCUUGACACUGACUUGAGCAAACACCAACUUCUAGCAAGAGCUUCAACUUCCCAGGAUGUGUUGCCUGAGCCAACUUCUGCAGCUUUUGUCAAGCAGAAAAGUUCAAUAACCCUUGCAUCUGAUGAAGGGAAGCGGGAAUCUGUUGGUAAUCCUGUAGCGAAUCGGCUUCCUGAAACUCAAGCAUCCAGCAAGAAAGAUUUGCGUUUUAGGACAUCAUCUUUCAGUGAGGCUGCUGUUUCAGAGACAUCAUUCAUAGACAUGCUUAAGAAACCAGUUCUCCCAGAAGCUGAUCCAUUAAAUGGAGCGGCUUUGGAGUCAUCUGAUGUUGCUGCACCAGCUGGGCGAAGUGGCAAAAAGAAAGGGAAGAAAGGAAGACAGAUUGAUCCUGCUCUCCUUGGCUUCAAAGUUUCUAGCAACCGGAUCAUGAUGGGUGAGAUCCAGCGGCUUGAAGAUUGACCAAAACAAGUUGUACAUUGCGUGUAAAUUUUCUUCCACUUGUACAGUUGUUUUUAGAAUUCCUCAAUUUAUAUUUCUCAUGUUUUAGUUUUGAGAUGGAGCAAUUUAGUUUGGGAUACCUGUUUGCCAUUCACUAUGAAUAGUGUAAAUGAGGAAGUAAGGCAUUGGUGUGUGUAUGGAACAGAAAUUUUUUUGUAGGGAGAUCAUACAAUAAUGAAAGGAAUAAUCUCUUUUUAAUUCA